AUGGCGGCCCCCGCCCGGCCCCGGGCCGCCUCGCCCGCCCUGCUGGCGCUGGCCGUGGCCCUCUGCGCCCUGGGCCCCGCCCGCGCCUCCAACCCGCUGGCCCCGGCCGCGCCCGCCCCGGACUGCGCCGCCAAAGGCAAGGCGGGCGCCAACUGCUCCUCAGAAUUAAAUGUAAAAGAAUCAGAUGCGAGAGUGUGCGAUCAAUCAUCGUGUAAAUAUGGAGGUGUCUGUAAGGAAGAAGGAGAGAGUUUGAAAUGUGCGUGCCAAUUUCAGUGUCACACAAAUUAUAUUCCCGUUUGUGGCUCAAAUGGAGACACUUACCAAAACGAAUGCUUCCUCAGGAGAGCUGCUUGCAAGCAUCAGAAGGAGAUAGCAGUCGUUGCAAGGGGACCUUGUUAUUCUGAUAAUGGCUCUGGAUCAGGAGAAGGGGAGUAUGAAGGAUCAGGAACAGAAGUUCACAGGAAACAUUCCAAGUGUGGCGUUUGCAAAUAUAGGGCAGAAUGUGACGAAGAUGCAGAAAAUGUUGGGUGUGUAUGCAACAUAGACUGUAGUGGGUACAGUUUUAACCCCGUCUGCGCAUCCGACGGAAGUUCCUACAACAACCCCUGUUUUGUUCGAGAAGCAUCUUGUCUGAGACAGGAGCAGAUCGAUAUCAGACACCUUGGACAUUGCUCAGAAUCCGAUGACUCUGGCUCAUUGGGGAAGAAGGAUGAUGGCAUGCAGUAUCGGCCAGAUGUGAAAGAUGCAAGUGAUCAAAGAGAAGACAUCUAUAUUGGAAACCACAUUCCUUGCUCAGAAAGCUUCAAUGGCUAUUGCAUCCACGGGAAAUGUGAAUUCAUUUAUUCUACGCAGAAAGCUUCCUGCCGAUGUGAAUCUGGGUACACGGGACAGCAUUGUGAAAAGACGGACUUUAGCAUACUUUAUGUUGUCCCUAGUCGGCAAAAGCUCACACAUGUCCUCAUUGCUGCAAUAAUUGGAGCAGUCCAGAUUGCCAUUAUUGUCGCCAUUGUCAUGUGUAUAACCCGGAAAUGCCCAAAAAACAACAGAGGACGGCGGCAGAAGCAAAAUUUAGGCCACUUUACUUCAGAUACGUCAUCCAGGAUGGUUUAGCUUGAUUUUUAUACCCACAUUGACCAUGUGAUGUACAAUUUUAUUAUCUUUUUUUAAAAGAAAGGAAAUAUUUAUUUCAGAGGCCUUAUUUUUGGACUUUUUUUUUUAGUGUAACUGUGCUUUUGUUUUAUUCCAAAAGCAGCUGAAGCUGUGGACAGCUCUAGUAAUUUCUCAUUUCACAAUUUGGAGAAUACCGUAGUUUGAUUUUCCUAUACUUGUAUCACAUGGUUAUAAUAGACUCGUGCUUUACUCUUGGAAUGUAACAUUUUUUGGAGAACAGAGACAUUUCACCAGUGGUUGUAGAACAAACAAAUGGAACUGGUCGCGUUUCCUAGCAAACCAGGCAUGACCUAAGGGGUAAAGAUGUUUACAGCCAACUUUUCUUACAAGGAACUAGAAGACACUGUGUUUAAAUACCGUAGAUAUUUAAAUGUUUUUGGAAGUUAGUAAAUGGUUUUUUUAGACACUGCCAAUUGCAUGAAAUGUGAAGAUGUGUACUUGUGUGUAGUUGUAACAUAUUUAUAACAUGUACGGACUGGGUCGAAGCACCACUGUCUUCGUAAAUAUUUGACACUUUAUUUUUUAAUUGUAAAAAAAGUUAAUAAUAAUACGCAUUUCAUAAUUGGGAAGAUUGCUCAGUAAAGCAGAGGCCGUUUGUCCUACAGAAACAGGUCUUGAUUAGACUUCUGUAUUAUUAUUUUUUAGAGUUACGUUGAAAAAUCAAACUCAUGAUUGAUCGCUGUUUAAAAUGCUUUCAUAACUUAUUACAGUUUUCUAAAGAGGAUACCCGUUUUCACAUCAGCAAAUACAAAUUGUAUAGUCUUUGUGAUUAAAAUGCAAAACGAAACAAAAAAGAAGGAAAAAUUAUUAAAUGCCAUUAAAGAUUUGCGCUCUUGUCUAGACUAUUUUCAAGAGCUAAGAACACGUCUCAUUCAAAUACCGUCUUCUGGUUGUAGGUAUUAUAUUAAUAGAAUGUUAGUAGUUGUUUGGAAGAUGCAGAGCUAAAAUGUAACUAGGGUGUGUUCCAGCCGUUCAGCCUGUAGUUUUAGGCCUUUCUAAUUCUGCAUGUAGGAUUGAAUAAUUUGUUCAAUAAAAAGGCUUUCAAUA
Messenger RNA from Eublepharis macularius, 2217 nucleotides. RefSeq names its product transmembrane protein with EGF like and two follistatin like domains 1 (gene TMEFF1). Bases 1 to 1110 code for a protein of 369 amino acids. The transcript has 10 exons. Gene Ontology annotation, molecular function: protein binding. Lineage: Eukaryota; Metazoa; Chordata; Lepidosauria; Squamata; Eublepharidae. The record is from RefSeq and is a predicted model, not a curated record.